Molecule: messenger RNA, 1053 nt
Organism: Trichophyton rubrum CBS 118892
Lineage: Eukaryota; Fungi; Ascomycota; Eurotiomycetes; Onygenales; Arthrodermataceae
Product: 1-aminocyclopropane-1-carboxylate deaminase
Exons: 1
Coding region: 1-1053 (350 amino acids)
Biological process (GO): amine catabolic process
Molecular function (GO): pyridoxal phosphate binding; D-cysteine desulfhydrase activity; 1-aminocyclopropane-1-carboxylate deaminase activity
Source: RefSeq, a predicted model, not a curated record
AUGGUCAAAUUACCUGAGCCAUUUGCCGCGAUCCCGCGCCAGGAGCUCCUCCUCGGCCCAUCGCCCAUCCACCUUCUGCCGCGGAUGACAGCAGAUCUCGGUGGCCAGGUCAGAAUAUAUGCGAAACGAGACGAUAUCAGUUCCGGCCUAGCGUACGGUGGCAACAAGACUCGCAAACUCGAGUACCUGGCGGCCGAUGCUGUUGGCCAGGGAUGCGACACCCUCGUCAGCAUCGGCGGCAUCCAAAGCAACCAUACCCGCCAAGUUGCUGCCGUUGCCGCCCGGAUGGGCCUGAAGUGCGGUCUAGUACAGGAGAAAUGGGUCGAAUGGGCUGACCCGGGCUACGAGAAGGUCGGCAACAUCCAGCUUUCCUACCUGAUGGGCGCAGACGUGCGGAUCGAGAAGAUGACCUCCUUUGGCAUCGAGCACAAGGGUACCCUGAAGUCCUUGGUGAAGGAAUAUGAAGCCAAGGGCCAGAAACCCUACUACAUACCCGCGGGUGCCUCGGAUCAUCCGCUCGGAGGACUGGGUUUUGCUCGCUGGGCGUUCGAGGUACGCGAACAAGAGCAAGAACAAGGCAUGACGUUCGACUAUAUAUUUGUGUGUGCAGUGACGGGGUCUACGAUGGCAGGCAUCGUGGCGGGCUUCAAGCUGAUCGAGAAGCUUUAUCCGGACGAGCCCAGGAAGAAGAUCAUUGGGAUUGACGGAUCUGCGACUCCGGAGAAGACUCGGGCCCAGGUUCUGCGGAUUGCCAGGGGCACUGCUGAGAAGAUUGGGUUAAAGGCGGAUGACAUCACGGAGGCAGAUAUAGUGCUCGACGAGAGAUACCAUGCUGGGACGUACGGGGUCCCCGACAAGCAGACGUGGGAGGCGAUUGAGUAUGGGGCGAGGAUGGAUGCUUUCAUUACUGACCCGGUGUAUGAAGGGAAGAGCCUUGCUGGCUUGCUGGGGUAUGUGAGAAAUGGCGAGAUCAAGGCUGGGAAUAUCCUGUAUGCCCAUCUGGGCGGGCAGCUGGCUCUCAAUGCGUAUUCGCAGCUGGGCCAUGUUGAGUAA